AAUAUACAGUAAUAACAUCGUAUUAUCCUCUAUUUAUCAGAUAACUCUCUUUAGGGCAGAGGAAAAAUAAAGGUUUUCGUAAAAUUUUGGCUCUUUUAGUAAAAUAUGAGCAGAGGUGUUUAGUAUUCUCCCUUUGUUUAUUGAUUGUGAAAUGUAUUAAUGGAGGGAACUUUAAAUAUUGGGAAAGAUUUUAAUAGAUUUUUCGUCAAAACUUCAAUAUAUCAAUGGCCCAAAGCUCAGCAUUUGUAAAUUGUCCCGUCUGCUCACGAUCGUUUGUCAGCUGGACCAUAAACCAGCAUAUCGAAGAAUGUCUGCAGCGAAGCGAAGAUAAGACUGCACCAUCGGGAUCGAACAAAAAUGAUCAGUUGAGCACAACCCAUUCUCUGAAUACAUUGUCAAAAAGUCCAGAGAUCACGCAUAACAGAAAGAGUUUAAAGUCGACUGACUCUGGUUCUUGCAACAGGUUGUCAAACAGUCCAGAAAUUGACGAAAGUACAAAGAAUAUGGCUUCCUUUCGUAGUCCCCCUCUCAAGAGAGCGAAGGUGGAAAGUUUUAAAACCGGACCAGUUGUGAAUACUCAAACAAAAGGAGGUACAUCAAAACAAAACGAUCAAACACCGAGAAGGAACAAGUUUGUUCCACUAGCAGAGAAACUACGUCCUAAAACACUAGAAGAGUAUGUUGGUCAAGCUAAAGUUCUUGGGGAGAGGUCUAUGCUUAAGAAGCUCUUGGAGUCUCAUGAUGUUCCAUCCAUGAUAUUCUGGGGACCACCAGGCUGUGGCAAGACAACACUGGCUAAUAUCAUUGCAAACAAUACAAAACAAGCAAGUGCAAUGAGGUUUGUGAAACUGUCAGCAACCAUGUCUGGGGUUGCUGAGGUCAAAGAAGUCAUUAAAAUAGCAAAGAAUGAACAAUCGCUAUUUCAACGAAAGACAAUCCUGUUUGUUGAUGAAAUACAUCGAUUCAACAAGAUGCAACAGGAUACAUUUCUACCACAUGUUGAAAAUGGCACAAUCACAAUGAUUGGUGCAACCACUGAAAACCCAUCAUUCCAUGUGAACACAGCAUUACUCAGCCGAUGUCGAGUUAUUGUGCUUGAGAAAUUGUCCACAGAAAAUCUCAUGGCAAUACUUGCAUCUGGUGUCAGCGCUCUUGGAGGAGUGGUGUGUGAUAAUGUCAAAGAUAUUUCUUUAUACAAUGGUGAUGAAUCAAGCAGAGAUGUAAAGAUUGCUGUGGAAAAAGAUUCGUUACGUUUGCUCGCCAAUUUAUGCGAUGGUGAUGCACGAAAUGCUUUGAAUGGUUUAGAAAUGGCAGUUCAGUCGAAAUUGAAUAGCCAGCAGAGUCAUUCAAGGCCUCCUUUGAUCACAGUUGCUGAUACAAAGGAAAGUUUUCAAAGAUCUCAUGUGUCGUACGAUCGUAAUGGAGAGGAACAUUACAACAUCAUCUCAGCCUUGCAUAAAUCUGUGCGUGGUGGAGAUGAUAAUGCAGCGUUGUAUUGGUUGGGGAGGAUGUUGGUUGGUGGGGAAGAUCCCAUGUAUAUUGCAAGAAGAUUGGUGAGAAUGGCUAGUGAAGAUAUAGGACUUGCAGACCCGCAGGCUUUGAAUCAAGCUGUUUCAGCAUUUCAAGCGUGUCAUUUCAUUGGUCGACCUGAAUGUGAUGUUAUCCUGGCUCAAGCAGCCGUUUAUCUCGCGAGAGCUCCGAAGUCUGUCGAGGUUUACAAGGCGUAUGGUAAGGUCGCAGAACAUAUCAAAUCCUACGAGGGAACAUUACCCGGGGUUCCACUGCAUCUCCGCAACGCUCCCACCAAACUUAUGAAAAAUCUUGGUUAUUCAAAAGGGUACAAAUAUAACCCGGACUACGAUGGUCCCGUUGACCAGGAGUAUCUACCCUCGGAAUUGAAGGGAAUCGACUUUUUCAAAGAUGGAAAAUAGGAAAAUGUAUAUAAUACCCCGUUCGCCUCUCACAGAUUCCCAACUUGUGAUAAAUUUAGCCAGCACUCUGGCAGACAGGUAAAUUGUUGCGUUAACAAGCAAAUAUGGAUUGCAAUUUGUGUUGACUGAAUAAUUAGAAUAGAAAGUUAUGAUUGAUAGAAACAUAUAUCAAAAGGAAAAAAUAUUUUUAUUUAUCAAAAAUUUAAAUACGCCUAUGCUUAUAUAAAAUACGCUUUCAUUGAAA
Molecule: messenger RNA, 2175 nt
Organism: Dendronephthya gigantea
Lineage: Eukaryota; Metazoa; Cnidaria; Anthozoa; Malacalcyonacea; Nephtheidae
Product: ATPase WRNIP1-like
Exons: 6
Coding region: 225-1931 (568 amino acids)
Biological process (GO): regulation of DNA repair; DNA-templated DNA replication
Cellular component (GO): nucleus
Molecular function (GO): ATP hydrolysis activity; enzyme activator activity; ATP binding
Source: RefSeq, a predicted model, not a curated record